AUGCUCUUCUUCACCAAGGGCUACGAAGAAAGUGCUCUGGAUGUUGGCAAGGAUGCUAUCUUCAGAGCAGAUAACAGUGAUAUUGUCCUUGUUCGGGAUAUCGAGUUCUUCAGCAUGUGUGAACAUCAUAUUCUAGCAUUCAUGGGAAAGGUCCAUAUUGCGUAUAUUCCCGAAGGCCAAGUCCUAGGUUUGUCAAAGUUAGCUCGGAUUGCAGAGGUUUUUGUACGCCGGCUGCAGAUCCAAGAGCGUCUCACGCAGCAGAUCGCUCAGGCUGUCGAUGACCUUCUACAUCCUCAAGGGGUAGCCGUUGUUAUGGAAUCUGUUCAUACGUGCAUGGUUAUGAGAGGCAUCCAGAAGACCAGCUCCAUGGCUAUUACGAGCUACAGAAUGGGUGUCUUUAAAAGGGAUAAGGAAUGUGAGGAACGCUUCAUGUUUUUACUUAAUCUGAGGCAGCAAUUUCUUGAAUAG
Molecule: messenger RNA, 468 nt
Organism: Aspergillus melleus
Lineage: Eukaryota; Fungi; Ascomycota; Eurotiomycetes; Eurotiales; Aspergillaceae
Product: GTP cyclohydrolase I
Exons: 2
Coding region: 1-468 (155 amino acids)
Biological process (GO): tetrahydrobiopterin biosynthetic process; tetrahydrofolate biosynthetic process
Cellular component (GO): cytoplasm
Molecular function (GO): GTP binding; GTP cyclohydrolase I activity; zinc ion binding
Source: RefSeq, a predicted model, not a curated record